Messenger RNA from Galleria mellonella (greater wax moth), 1431 nucleotides. It is a transcript of the gene BGRP4, whose product is annotated as beta-1,3-glucan-binding protein-like. Gene Ontology annotation, biological process: carbohydrate metabolic process. The transcript has 9 exons. The coding region runs from base 201 to 1355 and encodes 384 amino acids. The record is from RefSeq and is a predicted model, not a curated record. Gene Ontology annotation, molecular function: hydrolase activity, hydrolyzing O-glycosyl compounds. NCBI's taxonomy places the organism in Eukaryota, Metazoa, Arthropoda, Insecta, Lepidoptera, Pyralidae.
UUGAAUAGUGAGUAAUUUGUUCCAUUAUUUUAGUGUUUAAGCUUCCUAGUAAACAGUCAUAGUUAGCUUUGCUUUUAAUUAACACUGUUCGAUUAUAUGUAGUGUUAACAUUUAAUUGGAAAUUUAUAUCAACUAAUGUGAUAUAAAAACAAAGAAAACAUUAUAUAUCUAACCAUUGUAGAUGUUGCAACAAUCGGUACAUGGCUUUAAUUUCAUUGCAAAGCAAUAUGCUGCUGUUACUAGCGUCCAUAGCGGGGUUGGUGUCAUUAGGAGCAGCCUGUACGCCUAGCGCUACCACAGUGAGCGGCACUCAUGCGCCGGGUACUGUGUGCUCGGGAGAUUUGAUAUUUUCUGACGAUUUCGAUUAUUUCGACCUUGAGAAAUGGCAGCAUGAAAACACACUAGCCGGCGGGGGCAACUGGGAAUUCCAAUACUAUUGUAACAACCGGACAAAUUCAUUCACCCAUAGUGGAACACUAUUCAUUCGGCCAUCAUUGACAUCGGAUCAGUUCGGAGAGCCGUUCCUCAGCACUGGUCAUUUGAAUAUUGAAGGUGGAGCACCCGCAGACAGGUGCACGAAUCCUCAAUGGUGGGGCUGCGAUAGACAGGGUACUCCAGCUAAUGUGCUGAACCCGAUCAAGAGUGCACGUCUUCGUACUGUAAAUUCCUUUAGUUUCCGCUAUGGUCGUGUGGAAGUCCGUGCUAAGAUGCCCGCAGGCGACUGGUUAUGGCCAGCUAUUUGGCUAAUGCCAGCAUACAAUGCCUACGGCAGUUGGCCUUCUUCAGGGGAAAUAGAUUUAGUGGAAUCCCGUGGUAAUAGAAACAUGUUCAGCAACGGGUUACAUAUAGGAACUCAAGAGGCCGGCUCUACCUUACAUUAUGGGCCUUAUCCUGGGCUUAACGGCUGGGAGCGAGCCCACUGGAUCAGAAGAAACGGUGCUGGUUAUGAUACCGAUUUUCACCGAUACCAACUUGAGUGGACUCCCGAUUUCAUUAGGUUCAGUAUUGAUGAUGUUGAGCUGGGCCGUGCUACACCUGGCAAUGGUGGCUUCUGGGAAUAUGGCGGCUUUAAUAGUAAUCCUAAUAUCUUAAACCCAUGGAGAUACGGAAGCAAAAUGGCACCAUUUGAUGAAAAGUUCUACAUAAUUAUGAACGUCGCAGUUGGUGGUACAAAUGGUUUCUUUCCUGAUGGCGUUGAUAAUCCAAAUCCCAAGCCCUGGUGGAAUGGCUCACCUACUGCCGCCACUGACUUUUGGAAUGGACGAGGUGGUUGGCUGCCAACAUGGCAGCUGGACGUAAAUGAUGGACAAGACGCAUCCCUUCAAGUUGAUUAUGUGCGAGUUUGGGCAUUAUAGACAAUUAUUCUAUAUAAUCUUAAUAUAACAACACUUGAAUAAAUAUUGUAAUAAUAAAUAAAUAACAUACAUGUUU